AUGACCCGGCAUAGCACCCACACGCAACUCCAGCACCGCUGCAGCCCAGCUGAUGGUCUAGCGCCUGCACUGCAGCUGACCAUCUACCAACAGGCAGGGUCUCCUAUGCCCGCUAUCUUGGAUUAUUCCCGACCUGGAGGCCACCAUCCCUGGUCAGACAGCUCCCUUCUGGAGACACCACAUUAUCAACCACCGCCACAGCUCGGGAGCGUAGGGUGCGGUGGCAGCAGGAACGAGAAAAGCCUAGGGCUGCUCACCAUCAAGUUCAUGUUGCUAUUGCAGGAGGCCAAGGACAGCAUCCUGGAUCUCAAAGUGGCUGCAGAUACUUUAGCUGUGAGGCAAAAAAUAAUUUAUGAUAUCACCAAUGUCUUAGAAGGAAUUGAUCUGAUUGAAAAAAAGUCAAAAAACUGUAUCCAAUGGAAAGGUGUAGGUGCCUGCUAUAAUACUAAAGAAGGUAUAGACAGAUUAAGAUUUCUUAAAGCUGAAAUUGAAGAUUUAGAACUGAAGGAAAGAGAACUCGAUCAGCAGAAGUUGUGGCUACAACAGAGCAUCAAAAAUGUGAUGGAUGACUCCACUAAUAAUAGAUUUUCCUAUGUGACUCAUGAAGACAUCUGUUACUGCUUUAAUGGUGAUUCCCUUUUGGCCAUUCAGACACUUUCUGGUACACAGUUGAAGGUACCUAUUCCAGAAAUGCGUCAGAAUGGACUAAAGAAAUCGAUCAAUUUAAAGAAUCUUUCAGAACCUAUCCACGUGCUGCUUAUAAAUAAAGAGUCCAGUUCGUCUAAGCCUGUAGUUUUCCCCAUUCCCCCACCUGAUGAUCUCACACAACCUUCCUCUCAAUUCUCAACUCCAGUAACUCCACAGAAAUCCAAUAUAGCAGCUCAGAACCUGCCUGAGCAACAUGUUUCUGAAAGAAGCCAGAAUCUUCAGCAGAUACUAGCUACAGAAAUAUCUUCAGUAGGAUCUCUUAGUAGAGAUAACAUUGGUGAGUUAAUGUCUUCUGAUGUGUUUCCUCUACUAUGGCUUUCUCCUACACCAGCAGAUGACUACAACUCUAAUUUAGAUGAUAAUGAAGGAGUUUGUGACCUGUUUGAUGUCCAGAUACUAAAUUAUUAG
Molecule: messenger RNA, 1116 nt
Organism: Sciurus carolinensis (gray squirrel)
Lineage: Eukaryota; Metazoa; Chordata; Mammalia; Rodentia; Sciuridae
Product: transcription factor E2F5-like
Biological process (GO): regulation of transcription by RNA polymerase II
Cellular component (GO): RNA polymerase II transcription regulator complex
Molecular function (GO): protein dimerization activity; RNA polymerase II cis-regulatory region sequence-specific DNA binding; DNA-binding transcription factor activity, RNA polymerase II-specific
Source: RefSeq, a predicted model, not a curated record